AUGGUUGCUGUGAUGGGCUUGAUCAGCAUUAUCCUCUUUACACUGCUGAUAAAGAGCAAGCUGAAUCCCAGAGAGUUGCUGUUUGCCCGUGCCGUCAUCUUCACUGUGGAGGAGAUCAACAAAAACCCAACCCUGCUCAAUGGAGUGACGCUAGGCUACAGGCUCUAUAACGGCUGUGGGAGUCAGAGCCUAAUCAGCCACCUUUCUACUUGUGCCUGUUUAAGUGAUAAACGUAUAUAUCCAACAUUUUUUAGGACUGUUCCCAGUGAUCAGUUUCAAAUUACUGCUUUGGUACAGCUCAUGAAACAUUUUGGCUGGCAGUGGGUAGGAAUAAUUAAAAGUGCUGAGGUAUAUGCAUCUGAUGGUGUAGCUGAGUUCAUUAAGCAAGGAAAAAAUGAGGGUAUCUGUGUGGAAUAUGUGAUUUUCUACGGAAGGUCUAAUACUAAGAUAGAACAUAAAGUAAUAGAGCAACUGAAAGCCUCUACAUCAAGCGUAGUCCUGCUAUUCAUGUCCUUAUCUUACACGAGAGAGUUAUUUAAAAAAGUAGACGGGAAUAAGUUACCUCGUAAACAAUGGAUAGGUAGUGAAGCUUGGAUCUCACAGGUAGAUUUGGCUUCCCUUGGAAGUAAGAACAUCUUACAUGGGGCAAUGGGGUUUGCCCUGCCUCAGUCUAUUAUUCCAGGUCUUCUUGAGUUUAUACUGAGCCUGAAACUGAGUGAUGAACCAGAGAGUGUUAUGAUCAAAGCUUUUUGGGAAGGUUUCUUUGACUGCAGCUUCACUCCAUCAAAUACCACAAACCUCUGUACUGGGGAUGAGGAUCUGAGAACAAUCACUAGUGCCUACACAAACACAGAAUUAAGAUCGGUGAGAAAUGUGUACACAGCUGUGUACUCGAUUGCACAUGCUAUUAAUGCGAUAUUGCAAUGUGAAAAUGGAUUAAAUCCCACCACAGGAAAACACUGUGUAAGCAAGACUGAUGUCCAGCCCAAACAGGUAUAGUAUGCUCCGAUAAAUAACUAAGUAUGGUCUUAUUGUCCUGCUAUUUUUGAUGUGUAAUUAUAUUUACACACAUUUUGUAUAUGUUUACAAUUAGAGAGUUCUCCAAUAACAUAAUAACAUUGAAUAUUCUCUGUGCAGGUUCUGGAACAACUGAAGCUGGUGGAUUUUACCGUACUGAAUGGUUACAAGGUAUCUUUUGAUGAAAACUGAGAAAGUGUGGCACAGUAUGACUUGUUAAAUUGGCAGUACAAAGAUGAUGACUCUGUGAAUGUCAUUACAAUUGGCCACUAUGAUAGCUCUUUGCCUGAAGGACAGAGAUUCAGGUUUACACAAAACACAACAAUUGUAUGGGCCCUUCAGAGCCUUGAGGUAAAAUAUAUCUUAAAACUAAAAGUAAAAAAAUUCUUUCAGUGACUUCAUUCCUCAGAAUGUCUACUACUGCUAUCAUUUGAUUGUGCAACAUACUCAUAUUUUUAGAACUCAUGUCUCUG
This is a messenger RNA of Gadus morhua (Atlantic cod), 1490 nucleotides long. RefSeq names its product vomeronasal type-2 receptor 1-like. Gene Ontology annotation, cellular component: plasma membrane. The record is from RefSeq and is a predicted model, not a curated record. Gene Ontology annotation, biological process: G protein-coupled receptor signaling pathway. NCBI's taxonomy places the organism in Eukaryota, Metazoa, Chordata, Actinopteri, Gadiformes, Gadidae. The transcript is spliced from 3 exons. Bases 1 to 999 code for a protein of 332 amino acids. Gene Ontology annotation, molecular function: G protein-coupled receptor activity.